Culicoides brevitarsis is the source of this 2963-nucleotide messenger RNA. RefSeq lists its product as uncharacterized. The transcript has 4 exons. The coding region runs from base 1 to 2913 and encodes 970 amino acids. The record is from RefSeq and is a predicted model, not a curated record. NCBI's taxonomy places the organism in Eukaryota, Metazoa, Arthropoda, Insecta, Diptera, Ceratopogonidae.
AUGGGCAUCAAGCCUAGCAAACACAGUGAAAGCAAUGAAAAUAAUAAUAACAAACAUGACUCAACAAAAAGCAAGAAAAAGCGAAAAUGGUUCGCGUUUUCCAUUAAAAAACAAGAAAAUAAAAUUUUGCAUGAAAAAAUCCGUGAAUCGCAACGACGUCGCAGUAAACGACGACGAAAAUUGGAACCGUGUCAGCCAACGGAAGCGCCAAAAGUGCUCGCACCAAAACCAGGCACCUUCAAUUUUCAAGACCUGGAAAAGCAUUUAAUUGAACGAAUAAAAUUGCAAUUGCAACGCGACUGUCAAGCAUUCAUGCUGAAUCAACAGCUGUUAUCAAUGCAGUUUUACGGAAAUUAUCAAAGAGAACGUGACGAUGCCUUUGAAGAAGCACUGAAAAAAGAAGAAGAAACAUCGAUAAAAAUGGCAAAACAUUCAAAAUCCGUGCUGAUAAUGGACUCAAUCCAAAUUGCAGCAGACAAAAAAGUGAAAUACCAAGCAAGUUUUGGUCCCAUCAAAGGACAACUUUUGACAUUGGACACUCAAAGUAUCUACAUCGUGUGCAACAACAUCGACGUGACACGUGCCGAUGAGACCGAUACUCUUUACGGCACGCUGCCAGACCCAUCGUCAUACAAGAUGAUCAUGGAAGACCACAUGGACCAAGUUCGCUUCCGCCAUCGCCAAAUCUCGUAUCGAGGUUAUGUGAAGUUGCGCAGCGUGGAUUUCUACGACAAAGUUGUGCGCGAAGAGAGAAGUAGUGAUCUCGGGGGUAGUUUAAGCAACGAACAAGUCACGAUGACACCACCAACUGUCGCCGUGGAUGACGUCGAUGGUCCCGUGACAAAAUUACAUGAAGACGAAUGUGACGAGCGAUUCGAAUGUGAGUCGAUUUAUCACACAGUCGAUGCGAAAAACGUGAAAAAUAUCCAAGAAACGGACGGAAAACCACUUUGUAUCGUCAAUGGAUUGCCUUUUUCGGCUUCGAGUAGUGCAGAAACGUCACGUGGCAGCAGCGAAUAUGAUUAUUCGUACAUUACAAACAUCAGUGCUCAUAAGCCAAUUUCCUCUUUUGUCACAAAUUUGGAUGAAAAAUUGAGUACAACUGUGUUGCCGUCGAGUUGCAUCACUGCUGUCGUCAUUGACGAGGAGCCAAGCGAAGGUUACGAGUCAAAUAACGAAAAUUCGUGCGGCGAUGAGGUCGAUGGAGCUUCCGUGAAGGACGAAGACGAAGAACCCGUGUACCAACUCGAGACUCGCCCGUAUUUCAGUUCAAGGGGAUUCCUCGAGUACUUUGUAAAAAUCUUCAAAUCACAAAUUGGACCGGAACUGGGAUACGAAAAAUCCGUUCUCGAUCAAGCCACGUUCCGUGGAGCGACAAUUUACCUCCCUUGCGGCACGAGAUCGUAUGAAAUCACGCCCGCCAUUCCGUGUCCGUGGCCUAAUGAAGCUCACGAAUGGGACAAACGCAUCCGCGAAGCGAUCGAGGAUCCACGCACCAAAAAAAGCUACCAAUGGCCGACGCAAAUCAUGAUAAAUCGCGUCAUCGAAAUGGGCUGCCACGUAAUUCCGGUGGGUUUUGCACCGAAACACGGCAAAAAUUCGGAUCGCGAGAUCGAGUGGAAGGUAAUUUUCCCGCUGGCUGAACGGUAUCUCGAACAAAACUUCAACGCAGCUCAGGCGAAAAUUUACAUGAUCCUCAAGACGAUUUUCCGGGCAUUUGUCGACCCCUACUUCGAAAAUGGCAAAAAUAUGUUCACGAAAGAGCAUUUGAAGAGUUUCAUGUUUUGGCAGUGCGAGGAAAAUCCGAUGGCGUGGACCGAGGAUUUCUUAGGCGAAAAGCUGUUGAAAGUUUUGGCUUCGUUAUUGCAUCGGAUUCAGACGAAAUUGCUUCCGGACUAUUUUCUGCCAAAGAGAAAUUUGUUCCAAAAUAUUCCCGAGAAGAAUUUGAUUCAGAUUCAAACGCGGCUUUCGUGGAUUUGCGAGAGACCGAUGAAUUAUUUGCUGAUCGCGUUGCGCGACUUGAAAUUUGUGAAGCAAUUUUAUCCGAAACUCAGAGCGAUGAAGAUCUAUAACGUUCUGGUCAUCAGAGAGCCACUUAAAGAGCUGAAUCCCGUGUUUAAUGAGCCAGCUUUUAACACCCCAGAAGAGGCAAGUGAGAUAAAAAGUGCAGAAGUGGGUCAGAAACCAGCAUCGAGGAGACCUAGUGAAGCUGUGGGAAGCAUGGCAGACAUUGAGGCACGCACUCAAGCCUUGAAUCGGAUGAAACCCUCGAAAAAUGCGGUGAGACGACCACGGACGUCACCAAAUGUGAUCCAGAGGAAAAAGGCAGAAUGUCCCCAGCCGGUGCCACAAGAGCCAAUCGAUUUAAAGGUAAAUCUCUGUCGUCGUUUAGAACCUGCCCGUCUCCGACUUCUUUUCGACGUGUACAUUCCUCACUUCAUCGAACUAUCGCAAUACGCCCUCCAAGUGGAAAGUGCCACUCACGUUGCUCAAAUGGCAAUUCGACAAGCGGAACGUCUCUCUCACAUCUUGUACGAACAAGACGACAAAGGCCAGAAAUAUUUGGACCAAAUCAAGCAAGUGAAGCAAUUCAUCAGUCUUCAAGUGAAGCGAAUCAAGCUGGAAGGUCCCAGCAAGCCACGUCGCGCAAGUCUAACGGGAAAUCGUCCUCGAGGUCUUUUUUCACGCGGUUCUAGCUUGAUCGAAGACCCUUACGUGAACUUGUCAAAAGUCAUGAACGAAACGACGAUCAAAGAGGAGCCGCCGAGCAAUGACGAGACAAAAAACAAUAAAAGCGGAAAAUUAACGAUCGCCGCACAAGUCCACGUAGAAAAAAACAUAACUGCCGAAGAAAUCGUCCAAAACGCAUAUCGACGUCACGGAAUGACGCAACCGAAAGUCGUGAGAACGUGAAAAAGGGACGAAAAUUAGACAUGAACCGUAAUAGUAUUAUUUUAGGAUAA